Strongylus vulgaris is the source of this 297-nucleotide messenger RNA. Lineage: Eukaryota; Metazoa; Nematoda; Chromadorea; Rhabditida; Strongylidae. The record is from the annotation of a GenBank genome assembly.
GAAGAUACGGGUACACCAGCCAAAAGCCCCCGUUCAAAAGAUGACAAAUACUUUAUGUCAGCGGAAGGUACUCCAGCGAAAAGUCCUGUCACAACUGGCAGAUCUAACGUGUGGAAGGAGGAUACUGAUAAUCCAACUCUAGCUAAAAGUCCCGCUGCAAGAGGUGCAAAGUAUAGCGUGUCGAGGGAAGAUGCUGGAUGUUAUGAAAGAGUUGGGUUCAAGGUACCCAAAAAAAUACACCUCGCUGGCCCUUGUGAUCCCGAAUACGUUGUGAGUGCAGACUUCGUUGUCUCUUAA